UCAUUAUUAAUAUCGAUAAUGAUAUAUCAAAUGUACAAAAACGUCAACUGCCAAUGCUGGAAGAAGAAUCCAAAACGGUGCCAAAACAACUUUUGCUGGUAAAAACCAAUGUGGUGCUUCUAAUUUCAAACAUAUUAAAAUUUGGGCACUUAGUUUCAUGAACACAGCUGUCAUAUACCAUAUCUGAAAAAAAACUAUUUCAGUUUUCAUAAAAUGCAACAAAGUAACCAGUUUCAUCAAGAUAAAUAGUUAUAUCAAAUUCAUAGGCUUUGCAUUAUAUAUAAAAUACAUUCAGAAAUUUAUACUUAUAAACUUUAAUAUUAUGAUUUAUCUAUUUAUAAGAAACUAAGAAGUAUUUACAGAUAAUUUAAAGUUUCAUUCAACAAAUGUUACAUAUAAUUUCACUUACAACAUAUACAUGAUGAAUUAAAUUUUUUUUUAAUGAAAUUUCUAUUAAUACAGUAAAAUGAAUACUAUAUCUUUUAUUUAUUUAUGUAACUAGGGGAAUAACAUAUAUAAAUUGAAAUACAAAGCUUCAUAAUCCUUUUAUUAAUAAAUUAUUUCAUAACAAUUUACAUACAAGUAAUAGUUUUUGAUGAAACUGUAUGUAUAAUAUAGUCUAUUAUAUUUCUUUUAACUUAUAUUUUGUUAUUCAACUUACUUCCCAGCGUAAAUUAAUAACACGUCCAUUUUUACAAUGAGAUAUCAUAUUAAAAACAAUAUAAACCAAAAGUAUGUGAUCAUACAACCACAUUGGAAUAAAAACAAUGAACCAAUUCCAUUGUAUUCUCUGAUCGAGCCUCAAGACAAGCAGAAUCAGAAAAAUUAAAAGAUUAAACCAUGUAAAUAGAGCACGAUGCAACACUGCCAUUGAUACAUAAAAUUAAACACGUCAAAAAUCACGAGGCAAACAUGAUUUUGAAACUAUACGGUCAUUCGAUGUUUACACCAAUAUUUGAUAUGCUAUAUAAGUACUUAACUAACCUAUAAAUUCAAACAAUUUCGAAGAUGUCGCUACUUACUAACAAUAAAUAUCAACACAAUAUAUGAACUAAUAUAAAUAUAUUGAUAUUAUAUAAAUAUAUCGCAUUAUGAAACAACAUAAAAAAUUUAUUAUUGUAGAAUAAAUUUCUUUUUUAAAUUUAAUAAAUAAUAAUAAUAAUAUAUAAUAAAUUUUAUGUAUUUUUGUACUAUAUAUAUAUAUUUUUUUAAAUUUAUUUUCAUACUGUAAAUUAUUAAAAUAAUUAUAUAAAGAUACAUUUAUUCAUAUAUUUAUAUAUAAAAUAACACGAGUUACUGUUACAAUAAUCUUAAAAAAUCAUCAUGUUUUCUACGGACAUAUCUCUUAUCACGGACAUAUACGUAUAUGACUAUAUGAUAAACACAUAAAACUAGAUUAUAUAACUGUCUCAUCAUAUAAUAUUAAUCUUUUAAAAUAACUGUUAAAGGAAAUAUAAUGUUACAAACUGUAUAUUAAUACACUUUAAAAAAAUGAGAAUAUGUCUAUUGUUUAAAUUACUGAAGAGUAAAUUACUAAAUCUAAAAUUGCCUAAGUAACUUAAAAUAGUAAAAAAUAUGCUAAUUUUUAUCAGGACUGUUUUAUCAUUCGAUAGCAAAUAUCAGUCUUAAAAAUUGUACGGUCAUUCAGUUAAGCAAUAGAUAGUUUAACGAAUUGUUCAACGAAUUUUCAUAGAGUAAAUAUUGAUGUAGUUUAGAGUAAAGAUUGAUUUGUUGAAAUAUUUUCCUAAACGGUACUCACAAUCAGAAAUAAAUCAAACUGAAUGCUAUAAACAUAAUUGUGCAUAUAAUAGUGUAAAUAUUAUCGUAGUCAUUAUGUUGGAUAAAGAGAAGCUUACAUCAAUUGGACCUUACGUGCGUAUAUUAUAUUUAAUAACCUUUUUGUUUUUUAAAAUACUCACUUACAUAUAUAUUUUCUUUGAUUUGAAAUUAAUAAAGGAUUAAAUCAUUGUAUCAAAUUACAUAACCAAAUAAUUAUAUUUAAAUAAAUAACAUGAAGAAGUAUGUACGUGUCUCUUAACUCUCAUGUGAUUGUUUUAACAAAUCAUUUAUGUAAAAUUUUUCAUUGCCUAAUUGCAUUUACAAAUUUCCUUUUUAUUCACUACAUCCGUUUUGUACGACGAAUAAAAUGGAAGUAUUAAUAAAUUUAAAUUCAUGCAAAUCUAUUCAUUAAUUUUUAAUUUUAAAUGAAUCGUAUAGGUAUGGUGAUACAUAAAUGAAUAUGUAUAUUUUUAUUAAACUAUUCGUAACGUGUGCGUAUAUAUAUAUAUGUACAUUAACGUUUAUAAUUUAAAUUAUAAUAUAAUUUAAUAUAAUAUAAUAAAAACUAAAAAUGUACAAAAAAUAUAAUUGAAGAUAUUUAAUAUAAUUCAUGCUCCGUGGCAUUCAUUUAAUAAAAAUGCUAUUUAUGUAAUACAAUAAUAUAUAAACGAUAUAUGGAAUCUUCAGGUUAUGUGAUACUUUAUAGGAAAUAUGAAACAAUUUUUGUUUGAUGUAUCAUCAUAAAGCUACAUUUAUUGUAUCAUAUAAAUGUUAUGUACAUAAUACUUCCAGUAACAUACACAUGUAUCUAUAAAUACAUUAGAAUGGUAGAACUGUUCUUAGAUCAAGGAAAAUAAGAUCUAUUUUAAAGGAUAGCGCCCUAUAUCUGAUCCCAUAUAGAAGCCGGCAAUAUCUCGAAGCGUGCGCAUAGAAAUUUCAGAAACCGGUGAUUGGUAAUAAACCAAAGGCAUAUUCUGUAUUCUUUUCCAAUACGAAUAAUCUCUAACCGUUAGUAUUUGUGAAUUUUUUUUUAUCAAUCCCCUCUAUUUCUUCCUCUGGUCAGAUCCUUAGUCUUACACUUUCGCUAUAAUUGGAACCACGUGUAAUUUAAUUUACGAUGUCAAAUUUACGAUCAUUGGUAAGUAAAUUUGAAUAAAAAAAAAUAUAAAUUUGAAUAAAAAAAAAUUAAAGUUCCGAAAAUAUAAUGAAAUAUUAUUUAUAUUAAUCAAAAAUAUUAGAGAAAUAAGUCAUGACAUGUAACUGGUUUCAUUGUUUUUAUGAAUAACUUUGAGAAAUCAAUUUCUGCCUUUUAAAAUUUAGUUUAUUAUUGUUUUAUUCUAAGUUUAUUUUUAGUUUCUAAUUUCUAUGAAUAUGUAAAAGGAGCGAUUUAAUAAUUGUAUAAAUGAGAAAGAGUGUUUGUGAAAUAAUGCGUCAUUUGAUUCAAUAAAUUGAUUGUUCAGAAGUUGAACUUCCCACUUAUUGUUGUAAUAGGUAUUCAUAAAUAUUUAUGAUUUUGUGCUUCUAUAUAUAUAUAAAGAUGACAUUCAAUAGUAUAGUCACAUUUUGAACUUUUGAACUUAUUUAUUUUGUUGUUAUCUUUUAAGUAUACGGUAUAGCACAGUUUAAACUAAUUUCUUAUAUAAAUCAGUAGUUCGGAAUUACAAAUCUUGUUUUCAAAACUUGUAAUUUUUAUGUUUUCUUUUUAUUUUCUAGUUUGUACCAGUAUUAGCUGCUGUAGGAACCAUAGCUGUAAUAGGAUUAGUAAUGAAAUUCUACAAAAGUUGGAAUAGUGAUAAAAAAAAGAAAGCUCCGAUUUUGUUAGUUGAUCCAGUUGUAAAAUAUAGUUUACCAUUAAUAAAAAAAGACAUAAUAAAUCACGAUACAAGAAAAUUCAGAUUUGCAUUGCCUACUCCAGAUCAUGUAUUAGGAUUACCAAUUGGUCAGCAUGUACAUUUAACAGUAAAAAUUGAAGAAGAAGUUGUUAUACGUUCUUAUACUCCUGUAUCAAGUGAUGAUGAUCAUGGUUAUGUAGAUCUUGUUAUUAAGGUUUAUUUUAAAAAUGUACAUCCAAAAUUUCCGGAAGGAGGAAAAUUGUCUCAGUACUUGGACAAUUUGAAAAUUGGAGAUACAGUUGAUUUUAGGGGACCUUCUGGUCGACUUGUUUAUAAAGGUCAUGGGAAGUUCUGUAUAAAAAUUUUAAGAAAAAGUCCACCUGUAGAAUAUAAUAUUAAAAAGAUUGUAAUGUUAGCUGGUGGAACAGGAAUCACACCAAUGUUGCAAUUAAUUCGUGCUAUAUUAAAGGAUUCCACAGAUGAAACUCAAGUUUCUCUACUUUAUGCCAAUCAAACAGAAAAAGAUAUAUUACUUCGGGAUGAAUUAGAUGAAAUUGCAAAAAAUCAUCCUAACAAAUUAAAACUUUGGUAUACACUAGAUUCCGCUCGUGAAAGUUGGCCAUAUAGCAUUGGAUAUAUAGAUUCUGAUAUGAUAAAGCAACAUAUGUUUCCUCCAUCAUUUGAGACAAUAGUACUUAUGUGUGGUCCACCUCCAAUGAUUAAUUUUGCUUGUAAUCCCAACCUUGAUAAACUCGAUUAUGAUUCAAUAUUACGAUUUGCUUAU
Molecule: messenger RNA, 4395 nt
Organism: Heterotrigona itama
Lineage: Eukaryota; Metazoa; Arthropoda; Insecta; Hymenoptera; Apidae
Source: the annotation of a GenBank genome assembly